AUGCUGGGUUAUUUUGCUAACCCAACUGCUGGGGGCGGUAAAAAGAAAGAUCCUCCCCCUCGUCUGUGCCAGCUUCACCAUUUUAAAGUGGAGGAUGACAAGGACUUGCCUCAUUUCCAUGGACCUUCACACCAGCAAUGUUUAAAAAUAAGACAUGAUGAGGCUCAGGAAGUUAGGCUUACUAUGCAUAGCAUCCCCACUAGCAGCAGGGGCUCUUUAUGCUGCGGUCUGUGCAAUACCUCCCGCUACUUGUAUUACGUUCACAGGUUCAUAUGCAUGUUACAUAACGGCACGCGCGCCAACUCCACAACCCCUGUCCCUGGGAGUCGUGUGCAGCAGCGCACAAAUAAACGGGCGUACAUUAACGUGAAAGUUAAUAGGUUCCAGCUGAUGAAGCACGCCAAAGGUAAACUGCUUGAUAAUCCAUCCGAAUCAUGGGAGCCAGAGUUUCAUGAUAAUGCCCGGUUUAUUUCACUCAAGAUGGAUGAAUUUGUGAAGGACAAACUUCUGGAAUGGAACCUCUCUGAAUACAUCCCUGCUUUUGAAGCUGAAAAGAUUGACAAAGACAGCCUUUUCCUCUUGGAUGCGAACAGCUUGACGACUUUGAUACCUCUCCUGGGUCCACGCCUGAAAAUUCAGAAUAAUUUAAAAAGAUUACUUGAGGAUUCAAGCCCUAAACAAACGGAGUCUGUUUGUGCACCAGCUGACAAAUUGCAGCACGUGGCUCCUGUCCAGGGUGGAACAUCAUUUAAUAUCCGUGAGAUACUCAACAAAACACCUGAUGGAAGAGCAAUAGUUCACAGCCUUGAAGAAAGCCAUCACAUUUCUAUAAGUGAGAGAAGAUCCAUGGUCAGGAUACUUGUGUCCCACCUGAUUGAGUGCUUUGGAGAGAAUCCACCCUCGGAAUCAAAGGUAUUGCUGGCAUCAUCAGUAGUGGAGCAGUUUCCAUGUCUAAAGGACAGUCUUGGCACAGGCUAUGAUGCGUGGUUCACCCCAGGAAGGAAACAUAGACCUGCAACAGGAUUCCUAGAGGAAUGUCUCCGCAAUGUGCGAAAGAGGUCACGCUGCGACACCCAGAAUAAGUCAACACCUCAAGCGCCACAAAAAUGCCAGAUUGUUUUGCCUGAACCUACUGUAUCUCCAGAGCGAGCCAUCCAGAUGACAGAAUGGCUGAAAAACAAUAUCUGGCCACCAUCACAAGUUUCCCAGUAUAUGCUGGAGACCGCUAUCCAACGAGCCCAGUGGAUUAGAAGCAAUGGGACAAUGUCAAUCAGAGAAAUAAUGGCCGAGUUUCCACGUUUGGUUGACACUCCAGGCAUGAUUUCUCAGGACUUCUCUGUGCUACACCCAGACUCCUCAGAGAAAUUAACUGCAAGGUGGAGCCACGUGUUCUCCCGAAAGAUCAUCCGCAUGGCCAGAAAAGAAGACGCAGCUAACCGUCUCAUCGACAUAGAUUCGCUUCCAGCAGACAAACAGGAAGAUGCCGCUUUGUUGUUGCUCCCACUGAUUCUCCCUACUGCACCAUACAAAGUUGGAAGGAGACUCCUCCGACCCAGCAGCGUGGUUCGCAAGGCCUUCAUUGACAUCCAGCCAACUGGAACCAACAUGGUGGAGUACCUGACCGGGGCCACAACAGACGACCCACAUGUUCUUAUGCUUGGUGAAGACCAUCGAUGUUCCCAAGCAUUCGUUAUCCUCAAUGGGACUGCCAUGGAUUAUCCAUCACUUUUGGGUGCAGUUGAUGGCUGUUUUAAAACAUUUUUUGUGUUAGAUGUGAAUUACCCAAAACCAUGUGCCCAAAUUUGGGAGUUCAUUCAAACGGUCAUCUUUGAAAUGCCUGGGCAUGAAUCAAAUGCUGUAAAGCUAAUGAGGGCUCAGUUGGCUAUGAUUUAAAGUUGAUGUUUUGCUAGCAUGGAGAUGAGUUACAUGUUUUUGGACAUUUACGUAAGUACAGUUCUUCCAUUAGCAUUGGGUUGAAAAUGUUCAUGAUCUUCAGGUGUCUAAUAUUUUUAUAUUUGUCAUUAAAACACAUUUACACAAAUGCAAUAAGCAGAGUUUUACAAAAAAAAAAUGAGCGGGACUAUA
Nothobranchius furzeri (turquoise killifish) is the source of this 2085-nucleotide messenger RNA. The record is from RefSeq and is a predicted model, not a curated record. NCBI's taxonomy places the organism in Eukaryota, Metazoa, Chordata, Actinopteri, Cyprinodontiformes, Nothobranchiidae.